Xyrichtys novacula (pearly razorfish) is the source of this 2389-nucleotide messenger RNA. The record is from the annotation of a GenBank genome assembly. Lineage: Eukaryota; Metazoa; Chordata; Actinopteri; Labriformes; Labridae.
GAUGACGUUAUUUCAGUUUCCGGAAGUCGCCGGAAGUGUGUAAGUCCGUGUAGGAGAAUGUCCGGGCUGCUGAAGAAGGUUGGUGUAAAGGUCAAAGUUGGUUUAAUUGGAGUAUUUCAAUGAAGUUAGCGCUUAUGUUCUUUAACAAAAGGUUGAAUUAGAGGGUUUCUGCGCAGAUAUCUGUCUGUAAAUAUUUAAAGUGAAUCUCUGUAGUUUGAUAGACACGCCGUUAGCUGUUAGCUGUGAUGCUAACUCGGUUUUUAUUGAUCACAGCUGAUCAAUCUUUCCUCCAAUAAUCAGGACUUUUAAUGAGGAUUUAUGAGCCUUAAACUCUCGGAGGGUCUGAAGUUUUCUGUCCGGUUUAAAUAACACGGAGAUCCCAGGAUAAUGUUUAUUUUUAUUAUUAACUUACUGUUAUUUUUAUAUUAUUUAUUUAAUUUGGAUGAAUAUAUUAUUGUAAAUAUAAUCAUUAUUAUUAAUAUAAUGAAUUUUAAUAUUUUAUAAUAUUAUUGAUAUUUUAUUAUUUAUGUUACCUUUAUUUGUAUUAAUGUAUUAUUUUAAAUAUUACUUUUUUAUUAUUACUCAGUAUGUUCUUAUUGUUGCUGUUAUAUUUAGGUUAGUGUUAAUAAUUGUUUUUGUUACGUAUAUAAUUAUAUCAAAUCAGUGGAUCAAUCAUCAUGAUAAAUUGAUCUCUCUUUACACACACACACACACACACACUAAAUGCUGCUCUGGUCGUGUGUAUCGAUGAUCAAACAUGAAGCCCAAUAGUUAAAACACAGCAGAGCUCAGUGUGAGACAGUAAAGGUGUGUGUGUGUGUGUGUGUGUGUGUGUGUGUGUGUUUGCAGAGGUGACAUGAAUGUUUCAAGUGUUCAUCCUCUGCUCUAAAGAUGAGUUAAUGAGCGAAUGAGACAGAUCAUGUGACACCAAGUAAACGAGUGUCUCUCCUCUUCUCCAACAGACGACGGGCCUGGUCGGCCUCGCAGUGUCCCAGAAUCCACAUGAGGUGAGCGUCAACACAACAGUGUGUGUGUGUGUGUGUUUCAUUUCAGAGUUCUUCAGUGUUUGUCAGAUCGACCGUUUCCUCUUUUGUCCCCUCAGCGUCUGAGGAUCCUGUACUCGAAGAUCCUGGCGUCCCUGCAGACCAUGCCUCAGGACGCCGCCUACAGGAAGUACACGGAGCAGCUGAUCAGUGAUAAAUUCACCCACGUGAAAACGGUAAAGCAGCUCCAGCUGAAGAGUCUAGUUCUGUCCUUUUCAUCACAGUAAAGGGUUAAUUUUCUCUCUGGGUAGGAGGCAGUUUGUUUCUGUCUUCAUACACCCGUCUGUGAAAGUCUGUCCCACAUGAUAAAUCAAACAUGUACAGACCAGCAGUAAAUAACACUUGUGUGUAAAUAUAUAUUUGUUUUUACUCCUAAGUUUCUUCAUCCUUUAAUUUCUCGUUGUUGUAUUUAUAUGCUGCUGAUGACUUCCCCCCUGUGGCACUAAUAAAUGAAUAUCUUAAAUGUAUUGAUACAGUGACUGAGUUAAUGUCAGACCAGCUGACACACUCAGGUGUGUGUUUGUCUGUGUUUACAGGAGCCUGACGUGGGGAAGCUGGAGCAGAAGAUCAACUGUGGGCAGAUCGAAGAAGUGAUUUUCCAGGUGAGUCUCGUCACUCUUUCUAAUGUUUCACACAUGCGUGUGGUCGCCAUGGUGACAUCAGCCUGUCUUACUCUGGUGAUCUGGGCUGUUUUUCGAUGACAUCUGCUGUCUGUCUGAAUCAGGACUUCAGGGGGCUGCUGGUACAGGACCCUGUUGUUAAUGGUCCCUGAUGUGAUUGGAGGACACAUUUCCAUGUCUUCAAUCAUGUCAUUAAACCUCUAUCAUGUUCAUGUCCUCAUCAAUGCUCUCCUCUGAUGCUCGCCAGAUUGAACCACUUAGUGCUGUUAUCAUAGGAUGACCUUUCACCCCGGUUUGAUUAGGACCGUCCUGUUUUCAAGCUUUGUGUCUCCAGUCCUGACAGAAAACAAUCUGUCCUGAUUGUAACCGCUCAAAAAUAUCGACAUGCAGUACUCAACGCUGAUCUGUCCACUCAAGCUUUAAUGAGAGCGUCAGUCAGGAUGUUUAUUGGUGUCUGAAAAGCGUGUCCUUCUCUCAGUGAUAUUACGAACAAUAAUCAGUGUGUUGAAAAUCAGCCUGAUAACUGUGUGUGUGUGUGUGUGUGUGUGCGUGCAGGCGGAGUGUGAGCUGGCUCUGUCCAGGAAAAUGUCGGAGUGGAAGCCCUGGGAGCCGCUGGUCGAGGAGCCUCCUCCAAACCAGUGGAAAUGGCCCAUCUGAAUACACCCUGUAUGUGUGAGUGUGUUUAUGCUGUACAAAAUAAAACUCCUUCAUUAUUUACCAAUUUAU